AGGAAACAGGUUCUGAAAUCAUGACAGGGGAAUGAACUUCUCUGAGGGAAGGCACUCGGCUCCUUAGGGUUUGUGGAUCGACAAAUCAGCUCGAUCAAUUUGUGAAUGGGUGGUGUCUUUGCUCGUCGUUUCGCACUUCGGACAACCCAUUCGGUGUCGUUGCGUCGCUGAGCAGUGGCCAAAGGAAUCCACAAAAUGACCGGGCCAAGCAGCAGACUGGCCCAGCCGGUCGCUCGUGCCUUCCAGUACAUCGGAAAUCGGAUUUCUCAUUUGGAAAUUCUUCCCACAGGCGUGAGGGCAUUUGGAUCCUCAGCACCUGAAUCGUCUGUUGCUCUGAUCAGGCAGCUCAGGGAGAGAACUGGAGCCCCCAUGAAGGAUGUGAAAUCUGUUCUGGUGCAGUGUGAUUGGGAUUCAGAAGCUGCUUACACCGAAUUGAGGAAGAAAGGACUGGCGGCUGCUGGAAAGAAAGCAUCGAGAGUUGCUGCAGAUGGUCUUCUGGGAGUUGCACAGGAGUCUAGAGCCGCAGCUGUGGUAGAAAUAAAUAGCGAGACUGAUUUUGUUGCCAGAAAUGACCUAUUCCAGCAUUUGGUAUCACAGGUAGCGAAAGCUGCUCUAUUGGCGGAAUCAAGCCCUGGGUCGGCGGGCGAGGCGGCCGUCAUUAAUAUGGAAGCACUUGAGUCUGCAAGCGUGGAGCUCAGUCAUCCGAAGCUUUCUGGCCGAUCUACAGUUUCUGACGCAGUUGCCGAAGUGGCGUCGAUCAUGGGAGAGAACGUCAAGCUCCGAAGGGGUUUCCAUAUGUCUUCAUCAUCGGGAUUUGUUUAUUCUUAUCUACAUUCCAGCACUCACAGUGGUCUUGCCCGAGUCGUGGGACUUUUAUCAUUAGAACCUCAGGAGUCACCAUCAGACUCCCAAUCUGGCUCAGAUCCAGCAGAGCUUUCCACUUUGGGAGAGUCAUUAGCAAUGCAUAUAGUGGCGCAGAGACCUUUGUUCCUUUCUAAAGAUCUCGUGGCCGAAGAGGCUUUACAGCAUGAACGCAACAUUCUUACAUCUCAGGCACUUGCAUCGGGUAAACCUGCAAAUGUUGUUGAGAAGAUGGUUUCCGGACGCUUGAGUAAGUACGUUCAAGAGGUGGCACUGUUACAGCAAAAGUAUGUUUUGGAUGAGUCUAAAACUGUUCAGGCUGUGUUGAAUGAUGCCUCGAAGCAACUGCAAAGACAAUACAGCAUUGGCCGGUUUUUACGUAUGGAAGUUGGUGAAGGGAUUCAAAGGGAAGAGAAGAAUUUUGCAGCAGAAGUAGCGGCACAAGCUGCCUAGUGAUUUCGUCCGUCGAAAGCUGUGAUCAGCUCUGAGCACACAACACUCUAGCCUGUGGAGACGCUCUUGAUAUAGAGAGACAAGAAUUUCCUUUGUUGCCUUACGUCUCCAGUCCGGCCUAAAUUCAGUUGCACUGGAAUCAGGCCGGACCGAAGCCUGGGCUUUCCAUAUCCGUUGCAUGAGAUGCUGAACGCUAUCUUACCCUGAGCUGUAGAAACUGGUUGCACAGAAUGUGGACUAGUGGACCGUGUGAAGGAUCCUCGAUUCGAGAAGUGGAGUUUUGUGUCGCACCGGCAUCUCUAUGAGGUUUACGAACAUUGAGAAACGUAGGGAAGUCCAUGAACGAAAAGUCACAAUAUUCUUCACCGCACAAAUACAUGGACUUCCCAAUUAUCUAAUUUUUAGCUUCCAGGUCAGUUGGCAAUCGCUUGAAGUGCAAUUGGCUACAGUUGAAGCUUUGACAUCUCUGUGAGGUAUUUGCGGACCAUCUCGUCUGGAAGUGUCUAGCCAGAGAUAGUAGGAAUUGUAGGAAGGAUCGGGAAGCAAGGUCAAGUCGCUUGUCUUAUCUUGAGACGGAGUUAAGCAGGAAGCGCAUGAGGAAAUAUAUUUUCGAAUUAAAAUUGCCAGUUGCAGCCUUUGGCGC
Molecule: messenger RNA, 1957 nt
Organism: Marchantia polymorpha subsp. ruderalis
Lineage: Eukaryota; Viridiplantae; Streptophyta; Marchantiopsida; Marchantiales; Marchantiaceae
Source: the annotation of a GenBank genome assembly